AUGGCCUCCACAUCUACAGCUCAGCCCAUACUUCUCCCGGGGCAGCCGCUCCCGCUCAAUUUGACACGGGCACCGCUGCCCCAGUGCGGAAAGGGGUGUUAUGAGGCGAACGGGCGGAUAUUGGCUAGUGUGAUUGGGAGACCGAGGAGGGACGGAGCGACGGUCAGUGUGAUAGGAAGGGAAGAGGCGGGUGUUGUACCCGAAAUAGGAACAACAGUAAUAGGAACAAUGACCCGCUUAACGCCCCAACAAGCGCACAUGACAAUCAGCAUAGUGGACGAUCGGCCGGUACAGGAGAGCGGGGCGGGCGAUGAGUUUGGAGGUGUGGUAAGAAUAGCAGAUAUCAGGUUGACAGAGAGGGAUAAGAUCAAAAUGGGGGAAUGUUUUCGGUUAGGCGAUGUUGUCAAGGCGAAGGUGUUAUCGCUAGGUGAUGCCCGGAGUUAUUAUCUCUCAACGGCGGCAAAUGAGCUGGGCGUAGUGUACGGGACUUCAGAAGCGGGGAAUGCGCUUUUGCCUGUGUCGUAUCAGGAGAUGGAGGAUGCUGUGACGGGGAGGGUGGAGAAGCGGAAAGUGGCCAAGCCGGAGGGUGUUUAG
Dioszegia hungarica is the source of this 594-nucleotide messenger RNA. RefSeq names its product CND01650-like protein. Bases 1 to 594 code for a protein of 197 amino acids. The record is from RefSeq and is a predicted model, not a curated record. Gene Ontology annotation, biological process: RNA processing. The transcript is spliced from 7 exons. Gene Ontology annotation, cellular component: cytoplasm; nuclear exosome (RNase complex). Gene Ontology annotation, molecular function: RNA binding. NCBI's taxonomy places the organism in Eukaryota, Fungi, Basidiomycota, Tremellomycetes, Tremellales, Bulleribasidiaceae.